AUGACAACUUCCAGCCAGGGGAUCUGCGUGAAAAGGCUUUUUGUUUAGUUUAUGUAAAAAACAACUGUUGUAACAUGGAAAAAGUUAUUAAAAAUAUAAAUUAUAGUUAUUACAGAAGAAAAGUUUGCAAUGUUUGUUUAAGCAGAGACCGCCAGCUGUACACUGUAGAAAAAUAUGCUGAUAUCUUUAAAAAUGUGUGUGGAAAUCUAGAAGUACCUUUCUCGCCCAUGGUAUGUUGGGAAUGUGAUGCAAUAUUGAAGAAAAUCAAACAGUUCAAAAAUAAAGUUGCUUGGUCUAUAAAAAUUUUGAGGCAGAUUGCAGAUGGAGAGAAUCCAAACCCAGAUUCUUUAUCUAAAUUAGAAAUCAUUCAAAACCGUUCAAUAGUAAUCGCAGAGAAUAAGAAUGACGAAGAUGAAAGCAUCAUUAAAAUUAAGGAAGAGGAUUCCGUACAAAAUUCUACACAGCCUCCUCCAAAUUGUGCAUUCUCAGAAUUCAAAUAUGAGAUCAAACAAGAAGUGUUAGAAGAAAGCGAAUGUAAUAAUGGUUAUAAUGCAGCAAAUUACUAUUGUUCUAUUGAAAUUGAUGGCAUUCCUCAAGAUGAAGUAAAGGACGAAGUUAAAACAAUGUUUACAGAUAAAAAUGAAGCUAAUUCAAAAAGGGUUAUAAAUAAACAAUAUAGAAUAAUCGGUGAUGAAGAAGGAGGGAGACAACUGAAAGGUUUUACACGAGAAAUACCAUUGACUAUAGAACAAGUUAAGUAUUAUAUGGAAAAGGAAAGAGACAGUGCAUUGUACAAUGAAUGGUCAUAUAAAUGUGAAUUGUGCAUUUGCAGUUGGAAAACUAAACAGAAAUUAAUGGAGCACAACAAGCAGUUUCAUUCCAAGGAUGACGCCAAACCUCAAUGUGACAUAUGCCUCAGUCGUUUUUCGUGUAAAGGUCAUCUAUUGAAACAUUUGCACCGACACUUCAAUAUUCUGGAGUGCUUAACAUGCCAAUUUCGAUCUUACACCAACCAGAUGAAGAGGCACCUUCAAACACAUAUAAAGAAAAUUGAAUGUGUCCAAUGUGCAGCCCGAUUCAGCAACAUACAUAUGUUUUAUCAACACCAUAAGGAGUUGCAUGUCAAAUACGUAUGUGAUAUAUGCGGGAAAAAGGCUAGAUCCAAGAGAGUUCUGGAAAAACAUAUGAGACACCACUACGAGAAUUUCUCGUGUAAAGUUUGCGAUCGUUCAUACAAAUCGCGCGCCUCCUACCGUCGACAUGUUGAAGACAAACACUCCACUUGGUGCAUAGAGAACGCGUACUGCGUCCAAUGUGAUAAGAAGUUUAGCAGCAUUAUAACUUACAAACGACAUAUUGCUACUAACAGUACUCAUGCUGCUGAGAUCAGGGGAGAUAAGUCGUUAGAAAAAGUGCCAUGUCCCGAUUGCGGUCGACUUUAUUCUCGUAAAUGCUACAUGGAAAACCAUUAUAGGCACGUUCAUCUGAAGCAAUCGCCUUACCACUGUCAUUACUGCGAUAAGGAUUUCUUGAAUAGAACACGGUAUAGAGAUCAUAUGAAGUACAGCCAUGAAGGCAUGGAAAAGGUAAAGAACAAGUUGUGCAAUAUUUGUGGACGAGGUUUCGCGGCGAACAGAACUCUAGUGAAUCACAUACGCACACAUUCUGGAGAGCGACCGUUCGAAUGCGAAUAUUGCAACGCGAGGUUCUCGCAAAAACAUGCCAUGCAAUCACACGUCAAUUAUGUGCAUUUGAAGAAAUCGAAGCGAAUUGUUGGCAACAGCGCGCGAGACACCGCUAUAAAGAAGAGCGAGAUAGCUAUAUAAGUGAAGUGCCAGGAUGUUACGGCCAAGGAACUUAUAUACUAACUGGAAUGCUUACGCGACCCUCAAAAUCGUUCCAAGAGCAUAGCUGAGUCGGUGGUAUCUGUCUCGUUCUAGUAGUGUGCCCAAACAGUUGCAAGAGAGGGACAGAUUCCACUUUCGUCGAGUCGCGCUAGGAGUAUUUUUCCCUUUUAUGAGAUACAAACAAAAAUGGACUUUAUGUAUCAGUUCUUAGAGUUCAUUUUUUUAGUACCAGAUAAAAUAUAAUAUAAUAUAUUGUUUUAAACUUUCAUGGUCACUAACAUUAUAGUAAUAUAAGUUAUUUACGGGAUUGUUACCAUGUACCUUGUUUUUAGCGAGU
Messenger RNA from Chilo suppressalis (striped riceborer), 2184 nucleotides. Lineage: Eukaryota; Metazoa; Arthropoda; Insecta; Lepidoptera; Crambidae. The record is from the annotation of a GenBank genome assembly.